AUGGCCGACGUCGAGAUGUCGGAUGCCCCCACGGCUAGCAAGAAGACCGAGAUCGAGGUCAGAAAGAAGUUCGAGGUCAAGAAGUGGAAUGCGGUCGCUCUAUGGGCGUGGGACAUUGUCGUAGACAACUGUGCUAUUUGCCGAAACCACAUCAUGGAUCUAUGUAUCGAAUGCCAGGCCAACCAAGCCUCCGCGACCAGUGAGGAAUGCACAGUUGCUUGGGGCAUUUGCAACCAUGCCUUCCACUUCCACUGCAUCUCCCGAUGGCUCAAAGCACGAUCCGUCUGCCCGCUCGACAACCGUGACUGGGAGUUCCAAAAGUACGGACGCUGA
Messenger RNA from Emericellopsis cladophorae, 333 nucleotides. RefSeq names its product RING-box protein 1. The transcript has 4 exons. Gene Ontology annotation, cellular component: cullin-RING ubiquitin ligase complex; nucleus. Gene Ontology annotation, molecular function: cullin family protein binding; ubiquitin protein ligase activity; zinc ion binding. Lineage: Eukaryota; Fungi; Ascomycota; Sordariomycetes; Hypocreales; Bionectriaceae. Bases 1 to 333 code for a protein of 110 amino acids. The record is from RefSeq and is a predicted model, not a curated record. Gene Ontology annotation, biological process: ubiquitin-dependent protein catabolic process; protein ubiquitination.